AUGCCGAGUCUUGAGUUUAAGACCUUUAGGUACAAGCGAAGGAAUGAUGUUGAGAAGUUUUCAGAUAACGUCUGCAGGUGUUUGCUUUCACAACAAGCUCCAGUUCUUCAGAGCUUGUCUCUCAGCAUUAAUUUGUGUGAUGAAAUUAGUCUGGAUUGUGAUAUUGGAAUAUUAUUGGGAGUUGCGUUUGGACUUCACGUGCGUGAACUGAAACUCCAUGUGUCCUUUUGGAAAUAUUACUCUGGAAAUUUAUUCAGGUUUCCAAGAAUCUUGUAUAACAGUCAAACACUAGAGAGCUUGGAACUCAAUCAACAGAUUCUGAUAGAUGUCCCAUUUCCGGUUGGUUUGAAGUCUCUUAGAACUCUACACCUUAAAGGGGUGAGAUACAAAGACGACGAAUCAGUUGUCAACCUUUUAUCUGGUUGUUCUCAUCUCGAAAAUCUGGAGGUUAUCCAAUGUCCAAAAUCGGAUGUGAAGACAUUCACUAUUGAUGUCCCGUCCUUGCAGAGACUAAUAAUUAGGGACACUGGUGAAGUGGUCUAUGUGAUAAAGGCUCCUUCAUUGAAAUACUUGGAGGUUGUAGGGAAGAUAGCCUUUGGUUCUAUUCUGAUUGGGAAUCCACCCGAGCUGGAGGAGGCCUAUCUUAACACCUAUAGUAAAAUCUAUGAUUACACUUUGCGAUCCUUUACUUCAGUCAAGCGCCUUUGCUUGGUAUCGUACAGUCCGAUUACAUAUCCUACUGGUACCAUCUUCUAUCGGCUCGUAUAUUUGGAGCUACCUUCAAUGACACAGGAUUGGUUGAAUCUACUUACGUUCAUGCUCAAUGCUUCUCCUAAAUUACAAGUCCUCAAGCUCACCGUUCAAUAUUGGUCUCAAAAUGAAAAAGUUGGUGUGAAAUGGAGUCAACCUAAGAACGUUCCUGAAUGUUUGUUGCUUCAUCUCGAGACUUUUGUGUGGAAAGGCUAUAUAAAAAUACAACAAGAGGAGAAAGAGGUGGCCAAAUACAUCCUUAGAAAUGCAAAUCGUUUGAAGAGAGCAACAUUUUCCGUAAAAGGCCUUAACUCGGACGAAAGAAUUAAGAUAGUCAAGGAGUUGGAAAGUGUUGUCAGGGCUUCGAAAUCAUCUUGCCAGCUGUGUCUGCUCGAAUGA
Microthlaspi erraticum is the source of this 1149-nucleotide messenger RNA. Lineage: Eukaryota; Viridiplantae; Streptophyta; Magnoliopsida; Brassicales; Brassicaceae. The record is from the annotation of a GenBank genome assembly.